Prorocentrum cordatum is the source of this 990-nucleotide messenger RNA. The record is from the annotation of a GenBank genome assembly. Lineage: Eukaryota; Dinophyceae; Prorocentrales; Prorocentraceae.
GGUCCUGGUCGGCGACGCCCUGCACGCUUUUCCGCCAGACCUGGGGCAGGGCGUGAACAGUGCGCUGCAGGAUGUCAUGGUCCUGAAGGAGGCCCUCGACGCAGAGGGCGACGAGCACCCCUCCAGAGCCGCCGCCAGAUUCCAGGAGGCGCGCGUGCCGGAGGCCGCCGCCCUGGUGGAGAUGAUGCGGGUGGCCGCGCCGUACCAGUACUCCCAGUCUGCCUGGGGCUACCGCCUGUGGACCACCCACCGCCAGAGCGUGUCCAUGUCCACCGCUUCGGAGCCGUGCCCCAGGACCUGGUCGUUCUUGGCGCGGCUGCUGCUCAACAAGGUCUCGAAGGCGUUCCCGCUGCCCGCGUUUAUGCAGGUUCAGGAUCCCGAGCUCAGCUACUCCGAGGCCUGGCGGCGCGGCCGCACGGGCGCGCGCCGGGCCCGGCUAGCCGCCGCUGCGUUGCUGAUGGCCUGUGGCGCGACGAUCGUUCGGCUGGCACCGUGAGUCUGGCGGCUUCGUGUCGGCGGCCAUCCCAUCGCAGGCGAUUUCUCGCUCUCAACCCCGAGUGUUCACCGCAGCGUCAGACCUCGCCCGUCCCACGAGAGCGCCGCCCAGAGGACGGGUGCCGGCGGAGCAGCCCGCCGGCGGAGCGGCCCGCCGGCGGAGCCCGGCCCCCUCCGCAGCGGUCUGCCGGCCGAGCGGUUCGGGCGGCGAAGCGGCCUCGUGCCGUGGUCUCCUGGGAGCCCACGCUGCGAUACAUGAGGAGGAGGAGGAGGUGGCGUUCGUGCCCCCCCCCUCCCCCCCCUCCGGCGCACCCUCGCUUGCCGGCCGCGCGGGGUGGCCGCGCGGCGGGCCGCCGCAGGAGCGGCGGGGCCGGUUUUCGCGGGCCCCGCCGUGCGGCCCCGGGAGGCAGAACGGGCGGAGCGGGGCUUCGGAGUUUUCCUCGGCCGCUCGGUGGUGGCCGCGGCGCCCGGGAUCGGAGCGCGGCAGCAAGAGCA